Molecule: messenger RNA, 801 nt
Organism: Hirsutella rhossiliensis
Lineage: Eukaryota; Fungi; Ascomycota; Sordariomycetes; Hypocreales; Ophiocordycipitaceae
Product: short chain dehydrogenase domain-containing protein
Exons: 3
Coding region: 1-801 (266 amino acids)
Cellular component (GO): cytoplasm
Molecular function (GO): oxidoreductase activity, acting on the CH-OH group of donors, NAD or NADP as acceptor
Source: RefSeq, a predicted model, not a curated record
AUGGUAUCCGGCAAAACAGCCAUCGUCACAGGCGCCGGAUCCGGUAUCAAUCUUGCCUUCGCAGAACUCCUCUUGUCCCGAAAUUGCAAUGUCAUCUUCGCAGACCUCGCGCUGCGACCGGAAGCCCAAGACCUCGUCUCUCGAUACGCGUCCCGCCAUAAGUCCCCGCGAGCGAUAUACGUCGAAACAGAUGUCACUUCCUGGCCAGCACUCUCCCACAUGUUCGACACUGCUCUAACCGAGUUUGGCGACUUUCAUAUCGUGUGCCCCGGAGCAGGGGUGUAUGAGCCGACAUGGUCGAGUUUCUGGAGACCUCCAGGUUCAAGAGAGAGCAAGGACACAAUGGAGUCCGGCCACUAUGCUCUAAUGGACAUUAAUUUAACUCAUCCGAUUCGAGCCACUCAGAUGGCUAUUUCGCACUGGCUAUACCCAAAAUCAAUGCCGAACUCCAAGUUCCCCAUCGUGGCCAAGACUACCCCGAGCAACCCCAAGCGCAUCAUUCACAUUGCAUCUGUGGCAGCCCAGGUCCCCGUUUUCAGAGCUCCUCUUUACGCUGCCUCAAAGUUUGCCAUAUCGGGAUUCGUGCGAUCUCUUGGAGGGCUCGAUACGUACGGAGUUCGCGUCAAUGCAGUCGCUCCAGGCUUCGUUCGCACGCCUCUCUGGACGGAGAACCCGGACAAACUGGCUAACAUAGAUGAAAACAGGGAUGUUUGGGUGACUCCACUGGAGGUGGCAGAAGCCAUGCUCAGCUGCAUUGAAAGCGAAGACAAGGUCGGCGGAACAGUGAUUGAGACCUUUUGA